Messenger RNA from Phragmites australis (common reed), 2703 nucleotides. Its product is annotated as dof zinc finger protein 1-like. Lineage: Eukaryota; Viridiplantae; Streptophyta; Magnoliopsida; Poales; Poaceae. Gene Ontology annotation, molecular function: DNA-binding transcription factor activity; DNA binding. The record is from RefSeq and is a predicted model, not a curated record. Gene Ontology annotation, biological process: regulation of DNA-templated transcription. The transcript has 3 exons. Bases 882 to 1916 code for a protein of 344 amino acids.
UGGAAUCCCGGCCGGUUGACUGCUGUGGACUCAAACUCACGAGCUAGGAAGAAUGCAACUCGUAGAAGCCGGUCUACCUGGCCUCAACGCAUCGACAGCAGAAUUAGAUUUGGCCAGAAUUACAGGCCGAACAUGGUGCUCCAAAAUUUCCCCAUCCUUCAUCCAUCACUGAGGAGCCGGCAGCUGAGAGGUGUAUAAAAAUAUUUUAAAAAAGAAUCCUCCACUACUAGAUUGGCUAUUGGAGAAGAGAGGGGAGCACAGAGAGAGGAGGCAUAAUUCCACUCACUGGCCAACCACUGGACAUUCUCUCUCCCUCCCCUCGCUCAAGAAAUCCAGAAGAAGCUCCUCGUCUUCUCUCCACCUCUCUCCUCGUACACCCAACGAAUCAACAAUUGUGGGGGUAGCUAAGGAUUUGGAGUUCUUGCAUGGAUGCAGCCCACUGGCACCAGGCUGUGCUUUAUUUGAUGCGACCAUGAUCUCUCCUCCUUCCGUUUCUUCUUGGGCUUUGUUCUUCCUUCAUAUCCUUUGUGUAGAUCUAUGCAUCUGCAUCAUCAUCAAACCACCUCUCUCAUCCAUAGGCUUUGAGGUGAGGCUUUUGUGGCUUUAUUAAUCCUCUGCUGCCCUCCCCUUUUAAUCCUUGAAAGCAGCACACAUCACCGCCUUUCUUUUCCUUCCUUUCUUAUCCCCCUUUCCUCUCUAUCAUCCUUUUUAUCCUCUUUUUCUCAUGGCUUUUUCCUUCUUUUCUUCUCUCUCCUCACCACACCUUGCAUCAAAAGAGUAGCCAUGUCUGGUGAUGUGUAGCAGAAGCAGCAGCAGCAGUAUUACUACUGCAACACAACCCUACAAGAGCACAAACAAAGGGCCUAGGGCUGGUGAAGCCCAUGGAGGAGAUGCUGAUGGCGGCAAACGCGGGCGCUGCAAACCCGAGCCAAGUCUCGAAUCCGAACCCGCCGGCGCCGGAGCCGUUGUCGGCACCUGGGGGCGCCCUGCGUGGUGGCGCGGCGCCGGCCGUGACGGGCGCGGGUAGCACGGAGCGGCGCGCGCGGCCGCAGAAGGAGAAGGCGCUCAACUGCCCGCGGUGCAACUCCAUUAACACCAAGUUCUGCUACUACAACAACUACAGCCUCCAGCAGCCACGCUACUUCUGCAAGACGUGCCGCCGCUACUGGACGGAGGGCGGCUCCCUCCGCAACGUCCCCGUCGGCGGCGGCUCCCGCAAGAACAAGCGCUCGUCCUCGUCAUCUGCUUCUGCAUCCACGUCCGCUUCCGUGACGAGCUCGUCCAUGGCCAGCACGGUGGGGGCGGCGUCCAAGAACCCGAAGUUGGCACACGAGGGCGCGCAGGACCUCAAUCUGGCGUUCCCGCACCACGGCGGGCUGCAGGCAUCCGAGUUCGCGGCGUUCCCUAGCCUGGAGAGCAGCAGCAUGUGCAACCCCGGCAGCGCAAUGACGAGCAACGGCCGGGGCGUCGGCGCGCUCUCCGCCAUGGAGCUGCUGCGGAGCACCGGCGGCUACAUGCAGCUGCAGGUGCCGAUGCAGAUGCCAGGAGAUUACGCCGCGGCAGGGUUCUCAUUCGGAGAGUUUCGUACCCCGCCGCCGCCGCCUCCACCUUCACAGAGCGUGCUCGGGUUCUCGCUGAACACACACGCCCCGGGGCCAGGUGCUUCCGCGGCGGGGUACGGUUCCAGCUCCGGGUUGCAGGGCAUGCAGAACGCGGGCAGGUUAUUGUUCCCCUUCGAGGACUUGAAGCCGCCGGCUAGCUCAGGAGGCGGUGUUGCCGGUGGCGCAAGCGGUGGCGCCGGCGAUGGAAACAGCGGCCAUCAUCAGUUUGACCACGGCAAGGAGCAAGGUGGUGCCGGGCACGACACGCCGGGGUUCUGGAACGGCAUGAUCGGCGGCAGUGGCGCUUCGUGGUAAUGCAUGCCUAGGCUGCACGGUGGCGGCGCCAUGCAUGGCUCAUGCAAAGCCUCCGUGCGUGCAUGGGCGACUGGAGAAAUGGGCAGUAGAGACAAGGGUUCAAUAAGAGGUUUGGCAUUGGUGGUGAUCGCCGUGACAUGGAGUGUUUGAUCUCUUUCUUUCCUGGCGUUCUUCUCAUUGUUGUCGUCGUCGCGAGUUCAUGUGCGUUUGCUGGCUGACCAUCGACUUAAUUGGGGUUCUAACACGUCAGAGUACAAAAAUCAGGGGUCAUGAUACAUAGCUUGAUCGAUAUCUCAUUUCUGAUCUUAAUUUCCUUGGGGGAUCUUAAUGACUUGAUCUGUGCUAUGCUAGCUGCUUCACUGUUGCACUGGGGCUUGAGAAGCUUCUUUUUUGGCCGGCUUCGAGUUGGAUGGUGCGUAACAGUACUAGUACAUUUUGCUUGCGUUUGGGAAUGCCCCCCCCCCCCCUCCAAUGAAUGCAUGUCACACAUUCACACACAGGGUUUAGUGAAAUCAGUGUAUCUGGUAACGACAAUGCAUGCAGUGUCUGAAGUUUGAAGUCCAGGUUUAGAUGUAGAUCUUUGAAGGGGAUUUGAAUGUUUGUAUUGAUCCAAACAUUUUUUUCUUCUUGUUUUUACCCAGCUAUUUAGGUAACUUUAUGAUACUAGUACUUAUUAGAAGAAAGGUUUAUGAGCUCAUGCAAUUUGUAUUUUAUUGUUAUUCAUAGUGUUAUAAACUAAUGUAUAUCUUUUGCUCCUGGUUUAUCUACUUUUGUAAGGUUGUGUUUC